Messenger RNA from Racocetra persica, 212 nucleotides. Lineage: Eukaryota; Fungi; Glomeromycota; Glomeromycetes; Diversisporales; Gigasporaceae. The record is from the annotation of a GenBank genome assembly.
UUCUUGGAUCUAGGUGUCAUUUUGCUUGUUAUCACUGGCGUGGAGGCGAUGUUUGUUGAUCUUGGACAUUUCAGUCGAAAAGCUAUUCAAAUAUCUUUUCCAUACUUUGUCUAUAUUCCUUUAAUAUUGGUUUAUUUGGGUAAAGGUGCCAGUUUGAUCCUGUAUCCUAACGUGAUUGAAAAUACUUUUUGGUUAUCAAUUCCUGAUAAUAA